This is a messenger RNA of Plasmodium malariae, 1554 nucleotides long. RefSeq names its product conserved Plasmodium protein, unknown function. The transcript has 2 exons. Gene Ontology annotation, biological process: clathrin coat disassembly; clathrin-dependent endocytosis. Gene Ontology annotation, cellular component: intracellular membrane-bounded organelle; cytoplasm; vesicle. The coding region runs from base 1 to 1554 and encodes 517 amino acids. The record is from RefSeq and is a predicted model, not a curated record. Lineage: Eukaryota; Apicomplexa; Aconoidasida; Haemosporida; Plasmodiidae. Gene Ontology annotation, molecular function: clathrin binding.
AUGGAUUUUUUUUCAUUAGCUUCAAAUUUGCAGCAAAUAGCCAUUGGAGGAGUGAAUUUUGUUAAUAACAAAUUACGAAAGAAAAGUUCAAAUUGUGAAUGUAACUACGUUACAUAUAUAAUUAUAGGUGAAAAUGAAAUACAACCAUAUGAUAUUAAUAUGUUUUUCUUUCCAUUUAAAAUGUGCACAAAAAUAAAAUUGAAGGAGUUUAAAGAAUACUUCCCUUUUAAGGGUAGCAUUAUUUUUCGAUUUAAAAUUCCUUUAACAGAUUUAAUUGAUGUUAUAAAUGAAGGUAUAAUAAAUAACGUUCCUCUGUUAAAAGAUAAAGGAAAUAGAAAAAACUUAGAUGAACAUAUAAUAUCUGAUGAAAACGAAAUAAAAAAUAUAUUAAGACAAGAUAAUAUAAAUCAUGUGUGGGUAGAUGUAACAAAUGAAGAAGCUUAUAUCCCCACAUUCCAUGGAAAUAUUGUAGCAAAAGUAUUGUUUAUUAAUCAUGAAAAUUAUAAAAAUUAUAAUGAUAUCUACAUAAAAAAUUUUAAGAAUUAUGAAUGUUCUUCGCAAAUUUAUAAUGUAAACGAAAAAAGUAUGUGUUCAUAUAAAUUAAUAAAAGAAGAGAAAAGUAAAAAGAAUGAUGCAGACCGUUGUGAUAUAAUGAAGAAUGAAGAAUUUAACGAAAAGGUAAAAACAGAAUCACGCCAAAACAACCUUUUAAACUUUAAUUAUUCUAUUGAUAAUACUGUUAAUUUUCAUAAUGCCAUGAGGAAUUAUGAACAUAAUGUUAUUUCCAAUGAAGAGUAUGAAAAUAAGCGGAUGCAAGAAAAGGAAAAAGAAGAUACUGAUGAUAAUAAUUUGGAGGAAUAUAACAUUUUUCAAAAUGUAAAUAAGGAAAAACAUUUUUUAAAAGAAAGAAAGAAUAGCCAUAUUUUAAACACUUAUUGUGAAGAUAAUCGAAUAAGCAGAUAUAAUCAAAAUGAAAAUAUUAAAAUGAAAAUAAAUAAGAAAGCAUCCCAAGAGAAAAAUAAUUUCAAUGACCAUAUUUUAGAAAAACAUAGUUACACUAAUACACCUAAAAUUUUUCUAUCACCAUACAACACGAAUAAUCAGAAUAAUCAGGUUGAUAUUCCAAAAAUGAAUUACAAAAGUGUUAGCACUGAUGAAAAACAAGAUGCUAUUAAGGAAAACGUUAGUAACCGCUUGCAGGAAUUAAAAGAUUUUAGACAUCAGGAGGAAGAAAAAUUUAAAGAAAAAGUUGUUAUAUCUGAAAAAAUUAAAAAACAAAUUGUUAAAUGGUCGAAAAAUUCAGAUGAUACUUAUAAAGAUAUAAAGGUAAUGUUAAGCACUUUAAAUGAUGUCUUAUGGGAAAAUUCCGAAUGGAAACAUGUACCUAUGUCAGAUUUAAUUACAAAUACGUUAACUGUUAAAAAAACGUAUAAAAACGCUAUAUUAUUAUGUCACCCCGAUAAACACAGGGAUAAGUCAGUUGAGCGUGUGCUUAGAGCAGAAAUGAUUUUCCAAGCAUUAAACAAUGCCUAUAAAGAAAAAAGACACAUCUAA